GCCAAACACAGGCCGCACCAGACGCCCCUCUGCUCUGGAGGAAGAUCCAGGGCUGCCUGACCCACCUGCUCAGUCUUCAUGAUGCUCCCUGGAGCCCGGCUGUGCUGGGCUUCCCUCCUGCUCCUGGCCGGGCGCACCCAGCCCUGCCCAGUGGGCUGCGACUGCUUCAUCCGGGAGGUGUUCUGCUCAGAUGAAGGGCUGGCCACCAUCCCGCUGGACAUCCCCCCACACGCCACCGACAUCGUCUUUGUGGAGACCUCAUUCACUACAGUGGGAACCAGGGCCUUCAGCAGGAGCCCCAACCUGACCAAAGUGGUCUUCCUCAACACUCAGCUCCAUCACUUUGGGCCGGAUGCUUUUGGGGGGCUGCCCAGGCUGGAGGACCUGGAGAUCACGGGCAGUGCCUUCUCCAACCUCAGUGCCGACAUCUUCUCCAACUUGACUUCGCUGGGCAAGUUCACCCUGAACUUCAACAUGCUGGAGGCUCUGCCCGAGGGCCUCUUUCACCACAUGGAUGCCCUGGAGUCCCUCCAGCUUCAGGGGAACCGAUUUCAGACUCUGCCUGGGAGGCUCUUCCAGCCUCUGACACGUCUGAACACCCUGGACCUGGCUCAGAACCGCCUGGCCCACCUCCCCGGGGGGCUGUUGUGCAGGCUCAGCAAUCUGCAGACCCUGAAGCUGAGCAACAACAUGCUCUCGAGGCUCCCUGAGGGUGUGUUUGGCAAUCUGUGCAGACUGCAGGAGCUCUUCUUGGAUGGCAAUGCCAUCAGGGAACUGUCCCCAAAUGUCUUCUCGGGGCUCUUCUGCCUGCAGAAGCUGUGGCUGCAGCACAACGCCAUCCGUCACCUGCCACCCUCUGUCUUCUCCUCUCUGGGCAAUCUGACCUUUCUGAACCUGCAGGGCAAUGAGCUGCGGAUGCUGCCUGUGGGUCUCUUUGCCCACAACCCAGGCCUGGUGGGCCUGUCCCUGUCCCACAACCAGCUGGAGACUAUCACUGAGGGCACCUUGGCCAACCUGUCUAGCCUUGUGUCCCUGACGCUCUCUCACAACGCUAUCACCCACCUCCCGGCGGGUGUCUUCUGGGACCUCAAGGAGUUGGGUAAGCUCUACCUGGGCAGCAACAACCUGACGGUCUUGCACCCAGCCCUCUUCCAGAACCUGUCCAGGCUCGAGCUGCUCAGCCUCUCCAGGAACCAGCUGACCACCCUCCCGGGGGGCAUCUUUGACACCAACUACAACCUGUUCAACCUGGCCCUGCACAGCAACCCCUGGCAAUGUGACUGUCACCUGACCUACCUCUUUAACUGGCUGCUCCAGUACAGCGACCAUCUCUUCCACAUCAACACCUACUGUGGGGGCCCCGCCUACCUCAAGGGGCAGUCAGUACUCUCUUUGAAGGAAGAACAGCUGGUGUGUCCUGUCACCCGGGAUCGUUUGGGCUUCCAGGUCCACGGGAUAGAUGACAGGGAGCUAGGGGACAUAUGGGAUCUGGCAGUGGAGGAAAGGGCAGUCUGGAGGAGGUGCACCUAUAGCAACCCCGAGGGCACUGUUGUGCUGGCCUGUGACAAGGCCCAAUGUCGCUGGUUGAACAUCCAGCUGUCUCCUAGGCAGGGCUCAGGCUUCCUGGCGAUGAAAUACAAUGCCAGUCAGGAGUGGGACUUGAAGUCCAGCUGCGGCUCCGUGAGAGUCACUGUGUCUAUUGAGGCUCAGGCAGUGGGGCCCUAGCUAUAGGGCAGAUGGAUCUAAGAAUCUGGACAGUAGCUGCUGGGGCCUGACCGGGCAAGGGGCAGGGUAGAUGGGAGCUGGGUCUCCAAAGCUUUGGCUUUUCUGCUGCAAGGGACAUGGUCACAUCUCCAAGGUGGCGGAGGUGGAGUCAAGCCUGUUCUCCCCAGUUUGUCCUCCUCCUCUCCUUCUCCCAUCAUCCCUUCUCGGAGUCUGUGGCCCGACAAGGCCAUCCUUAUUCCUUUCAAAGCACCCUUGAAAGCUGCGCCAGGGUCUGGAGAAUAAACCUCCCCGGCUCCAGUGGUUUGCUAUGACUCAAUCCCACUCCCUCUCCCCACCCCUCUCUCCAGCCCCAAGGAGCGGCCACCAUUGCUCCAGGGACCCCUCCAGCUCAAAACCCACAUGUGUGUUUCAAUGUCUCACCUUGAAAUUUUGUUUUCAAUGGAUACAGAGAUGACAAAGGAAAUGACAGAAGUGGAGGUGGCCAGCGAGGCAGGGCCUGGCUUCGUGCCGGGGCAUGGUGUCAUCAGCGCCCUCCUGUGGCAAGGGGAGGAUGAAAGAGAGCCCUGGGAAGGUCAAGGCCAGCUGGUGGCUCUCAUGACAGGAAGUCCCAGAGGGCAAAGGUGUCUUUGCUGGAUAAACACACAGAGGGCCACUCUGUGAGGAUGCAGGACAGAGUGGAGAGAAGGACAGGGCAGGGACAGGUGAGCCGGGUGGGCUGCGGGGCCGCUUUGGCCACCUGGUUUUCUCGCAGCAUCUGGCUGUCUGGGCUGCUCAUUCCCUGGAAUUGUUCUCCCUUGGUUCUUUCCCUCUUUCUACUUUUUUUCCCUUCCUUCCUUCCUUCCUUCCUUCCUUCCUUCCUUCCUUCCUGUACUGGGGAUUUAACCAAGGAGUGCUUUACCACUGACCUAUAUUUCUGGGCCUUUUCAUCUUUUAUUCUGACACAGGAUCUCACAAAAUUUCUGAGGCUCACCUUGAAUUCAAAGUCCUCUGCCUCAGCUCCCCGAGUCACUGGGAUUAUGGCCAUGUGCCACCGCACUUGGCUCUCCCUUGGGUUUGGAGACACUGCUGCUGACCCACCCCGCUGUACUUUCAGUGUUCCUCACCCACCACCUACACAACAGCCUUUUUAGGGGUCUUAUAUUUCUGCCUCCCCAAUAAUCCCAACUGAGGGCCCCCUCCACACGGAUGACCCCCAAAACUGCUCUUUGGGCUCAGCUCACCUCAGCUACACACUGGCCUCUGCCUGCUUAGCAGCCACAUGCUGGUCUAAACCAAGCUCUAUCCCCAGCUCCUCCUGGGUUUCCGUCCGGCAAAUUGGCAAACCUAAGGAGCUGGAGGUAUCCUCCCAUCUUUCCCCCUCCUUCUCCUUGUAGCCAGUUAGUUAAUGAAUGUCCAGCUUUGGCUUCCAUUUCUCUUUCCCCACCCCCAGAUUCUGUCUCCUUGUCUUCCUUCCUAGUUUCCCAGCUGCAGCAUGGGAAAGUCUUAGGGGUAUGGGGAGCAAUGAAUCAGCCGGGCCCCCCCCCCAGCAGCCUACCACCGGGGCAGAGAUCAGCCAAGAAGGUAGAGGACAGCAGGGCAUGAAGGCGCGUACCUGUAACCCAGCUUCUCAGGAGGAGGCUUACAAGUUUAAGAUCAGCCUGGGAGAGUUAACAAGACCCUGUCACAAAAUGAAAA
Ictidomys tridecemlineatus (thirteen-lined ground squirrel) is the source of this 3399-nucleotide messenger RNA. RefSeq names its product carboxypeptidase N subunit 2 (gene Cpn2). NCBI's taxonomy places the organism in Eukaryota, Metazoa, Chordata, Mammalia, Rodentia, Sciuridae. The record is from RefSeq and is a predicted model, not a curated record. Gene Ontology annotation, molecular function: protein binding.